AUCCGUGCGCUCCGUAGUCUGACUUCGGAAGACAACAAGAGCAGUACUUACAUAGGUUUGUCACGAAGUUCGAUAAUGCUUCUGAAUGAAUUUCACCCAUGCAAGCUUGAUUCUGCUCAGCGAUUUAAUGUCUUGUAGCAGUCGGCCUCACCCGAAGAGCUACUUCAGCCGCCUGGUUUGUUAAUUCGUGACAUCGCCAGCAUGGCAGCCCAUACAAGUGGCGAGCACAGAAAUGUCCUGCUCCUGAUUGCGGAUGAUCUAGGACGUGACUAUCUCCAUUGCUAUGGCUGUAAUACCAUACAAACUCCCCACCUGGACACAUUAGCAGCAGAAGGUACACGCUUUACCAACGCUUAUGCAAGCACCGCAUCCUGCAGCGGGAGCCGAUCAACCAUAUACACCGGCUUGCAUACUCACCAGAACGGUCAGUAUGGACUUGAGCAUCAAUGGAACCACUUCAUGACCCAUGAACACAUCGACACUGUACCCGUCAUCUUCAACUCUCUAGGCUACCAGACAGGCAUCAUUGGCAAAGUGCACGUCGGGCCGCGGAGAGUGUAUCCUUGGGAAGUGUUCGACUCUUCAGAAAGCCGGAAUGUCAAGUGGGUCGCUGAGCGGGCGGCUUCUUUCUUCGACAAGGCGCAAGACUCGAAGCGACCGUUUCACCUCACCGUGGGCUUCCAUGAUCCACACCGGGAUGAGACCCGUGGAGGCUUUGCCAACGACAACAAGGAAGUCUUGGAUGCUAACCUCGACAAAGAAGUACCAGACUACGAUGCCAACGCGGUCGAGGUCCAGUCUUUCAUGACUGAUGUGGAAGAGCUCCGCACGGAGCUGGUGCAGUAUUACAAGAGUAUCAGUCGCAUGGACCUCGGAGUUGGACUGAUUCUAAGCGAGUUAAAGCAGCGUGGCCUUGACAAGAACACUUUCAUAGUGUUCGUCAGCGAUAACGGUGCACCCUUCAUCAACUCAAAGACGACGUUGUACGAUGCUGGCGUGCAAUUGCCUUUGCUCAUAAAGCAACCUGGACAGACCGCCGGCAUUGUCAACCCCAACAUGGCAUCGUGGCUAGACAUCGUGCCUACCGCGCUCGCAUGGGCGGGCAAGCGCGAUGAUGAUGUCAAGACUCCCAAUGGAACCAAGUCGCCCAAGCGUCUCGGCAAUUCCCUGCUCCCGAUCCUGCAAGAAGCGAGUCUCUUGCCACGAACGGAGUGGAAGCACCAUGUCUUUGGAUCGCACACUUUCCAUGAAGUUCAGAACUACUGGCCGACCCGGUUCAUUCGCACGCACAAAUACAAGUACCAUCGUAACAUAGCUUACAAGCUCGACUUCCCAUUUGCGGCCGAUCUAUACGGCAGUCUUACCUGGGAAGGUGUCCGCAACAAAGACGGCCCGGUGAAGAUCGGGAAGCGACCGCUUCAGCAGUACCUCUUCCGCGGAAUCGAGGAGCUGUACGACGUGGAGGCCGAUGCGGACGAAGUUGUGAACCUUGCUGAGAAGCCAGAGUACGAGGUGGUGUUGCAGUGGUGCCGGGAGAUGGUUGAGGCAUGGCAGUACGAGACCAAAGAUCCAUGGCUGUACAAAGACGGUGUGUCCGCCACGGUCAUGGAACUGUACACGAAGCAGGGUUUGAAGCUUCCAGAUCGAUUCGAACUUGAUCUGAAAGACCCCGGCACUCGCAACGUCAAGGCUUGGGAGCCGCCGAAACCACCAACGGGGUCGGAGCCUCAAAUUGGCAACUCAGUAUCAACGCAGUCAGUGUUCGGUACAGUGAGUGGGUGGCUGCAGGGCAAGAAGUAGGCGGUAUAGUGGUUGCCGUUCUUCCUACACCGCUACAGAUUGUGCUCCGUAGCACGCGCAUUUAAGAGAUACAUCCUUUCAACCCUCAACAG
This is a messenger RNA of Baudoinia panamericana UAMH 10762, 1892 nucleotides long. RefSeq lists its product as uncharacterized. The transcript has a single exon. The record is from RefSeq and is a predicted model, not a curated record. Gene Ontology annotation, molecular function: arylsulfatase activity. The coding region runs from base 202 to 1800 and encodes 532 amino acids. Lineage: Eukaryota; Fungi; Ascomycota; Dothideomycetes; Mycosphaerellales; Teratosphaeriaceae.